Messenger RNA from Prunus armeniaca (apricot), 309 nucleotides. Lineage: Eukaryota; Viridiplantae; Streptophyta; Magnoliopsida; Rosales; Rosaceae. The record is from the annotation of a GenBank genome assembly.
AUGUUGGGAAACCAGGAAGAAAUUGAUCAAUGGAUCGAGAAAUUCCCAGAGGAAUUUGCAGAAAGGAAGUUGGAGAACGAUACAAUGACAAACUUUGGUGUUGAUAUGAUGCCACUCUUUGUAAUGGAUGGUGUCCUCCCAUUUCAGAAGUUUCUGCUACCCAUUUUUGAACCUCGGUAUAGACUUAUGAUUUUUGCUUAUACCUUGUCACUUAAACAACAGAUAAGGAGUAUAAUGGAAGGCAACUGUCGGAUGGGAACGGACAUAUAUCCACCAGAAUGGUCUAGAGAGAGAGAGCAGACAGAAUAG